Molecule: messenger RNA, 213 nt
Organism: Cordyceps fumosorosea ARSEF 2679
Lineage: Eukaryota; Fungi; Ascomycota; Sordariomycetes; Hypocreales; Cordycipitaceae
Exons: 3
Coding region: 1-213 (70 amino acids)
Biological process (GO): gamma-tubulin complex localization; mitotic spindle assembly; microtubule nucleation by interphase microtubule organizing center
Cellular component (GO): interphase microtubule organizing center; spindle; centrosome
Source: RefSeq, a predicted model, not a curated record
AUGCCCGAGAUUGACAAGCGCGCCGCCGCGCAGCAGGCCGUCGACAUUCUACACGAGAUUUCUACCAUUCUCAACUGCCACCUCGAUCGCAAAACGGUGUCCAUUUGCGUCGCGCUGAUCGAGCAGGGCGUGAACCCGGAAGCACUGGCGCAAGUCAUCAGGGAACUCCGCCAGGAGGCACAGCUCGUUGAGCAGGACAUGGAGCGUCAAUGA